Messenger RNA from Fusarium redolens, 2121 nucleotides. RefSeq lists its product as uncharacterized. NCBI's taxonomy places the organism in Eukaryota, Fungi, Ascomycota, Sordariomycetes, Hypocreales, Nectriaceae. The transcript is spliced from 3 exons. The coding region runs from base 1 to 2121 and encodes 706 amino acids. The record is from RefSeq and is a predicted model, not a curated record.
AUGUCCUCCUCCCACGAGGCAGAAUCGGUCGCGACUAGCGAAUAUGAGAGCGAUCUUAACUCAGACGCUCUUCAUGAACACGACUUGCUCCGUCUUGACCCUCACAUCGACUCCAGUUCGGACUCCGAUUCGGACUAUGAUUCAGAAAGCGACAGUGAUGAUCGUGUCUGGUUACGCACGAUGUGUUACCCAAGCUGCGGCCUCUGCAGAUUCGAAUUUGAUGCUGGUGAAGAGUUUGUUGUUUACAAGCCAGGGAGUAAACGUUAUCCCCGCAUCUGGUAUGGCAAGUACGAUCCUCUCUUUGAGAGCCGUCUUGUGCUUGAGUACGGAUAUCACCCAGCAUGUGUUGCACUACUCAACCCCAAAACGUUGACCAAAAACUGGCCAUCCGUUCUGUUUGAGGCUACCGGCGGGCUCCAGGUCUUUUUUCGGCCUCCUGCCUCUUGGACUAAGCGUCGCACACGAUGGAUGAAGGAAUCAAUUGCCAUGGAUCUGAGACAGUCUCUCGGUGGUCGUCUCCCGGAGGAGAUAUGCCAAUACAUUGCGAGCUUCUGUAUGCGCGAACGAGCCUGCCAAAUUCUCCGAGAUCUUUGGUUAGACCCCAGCCGUCCCAAAGUUCAUUACCCAGUCAUACGCUUUGGGAGGAAUACUUCUGUCUGGGCGCAGCAUGUCGAGAUUGAAGGGCAGCGUUAUGUCAAGUCUUUGUCAACCCGUCGUCUCGCUAAACAAGACGCAUUGGUCUUCAAGGCCAGAUUCAGGAAGAGGGCCGCUAAUGAUAGACCCGAGGCUUCUGUAAACAUCUAUCAUGGUGAGGACCAUCUAGGAAUACGCGAGGUUAUUAUCACAGAGGAUGAUGAGCUGCCCCCUCUGAACAUGGACUCAGGGCUCUCGUGGGCAAUCUAUCGCCACCAAGAGACUCCAUUUCGGCUCGCACUACAAAUCGAUGCAAUCAAGCUGUGGUUCUUGAGAGUCUACCAUACUCAUGAGCCCGACAUGAGGUACAAACCAAGAUGUUGGGGAGUUCUUCCAGAUCACUUUGAUUCAUUUCCACAGAUUCCUCUAGCAGCGCGUUCCCACCACCAUGAUCGCCUCUACUACGAGUCUGUUCGUGCUGUAGACUGGAACUCUCCUGGCAUCUGCGGGUACUCCUUCUACGUGGAUGAAAACCUGAUUCGUGGCAUCGUUUCGCACAAGUUUGGGGAACCAGAACCGCAGACAAGGGACGAGUACGGCCAAACCGACGAUUUAUGGUUUCACAUGCCAAUAGACCCUGAUGAACGAGUCUCUGAACUCUGGCUUCGCAAGGGAAGGCAUAGAUUUCUCGGCCGAGAAGAGGUCGAGACACUCAUCGUUCGAACAACCAAGGGACGUAGCUUUACUCCUGGCCUCGAUAAUACCUGUGGCUUUCCCAUUGAUGGAACCCUCAGAUUCACGUACAAGGCAAUUGCCAUUUUACCACCAGCAGGGCCUUUUCGCAUGUUUUAUUGCAGAGCCAAUCAUUUGUGGACCUAUUUUGCUUUCGAGCGACCUUCUGAGCACGAUAGUAAGGGGGAUCUUCAAGGUGUGACUUCAUGGGAUCAACGGGAGAUACAAUAUUCAUUCCCUGCCUCUGACAACCUGCUUAUUGACCCCCACAAUUUUGUCACCACAUCAGCGAGCCUGAGCGACGUCAGAACUAUCACCCCUUGCCGAGGGUGGAAAUACGAAUUCGCUGGUCAAGUCGUCGGACUUUUAUUGACAUAUGGUGAUGGCCGUCAGAGCUGUGUUGGACAAGUGCGUCUUGAUUGCCUCAGCACUCCCUUGUCGGUUUCUUCAAACAACUUCUGGCUAGGCUGCACGAACAGAAAGAUAAAAUCGUACUCAUGGAACAUGAAGUUCACCCUUUUAUAUGUCUCUGAACCACUUCCCAGCGAGGAUACGGAGUACAUUGAAAUCCCAUUGAGAGGAAGGCUCGAAUGGGCAGUUUCGAGCUGGAGGAGUGCUGUCCGGCAUGCUGAGGAAGAGGAGCUGUGGGAUGAAAUCGGCCAAGUUAUGGCCGGUCGGAAGGCCGCACCGGAGUACGCUGACCUAGAGAUCAACACAUUCGCUGUGCCGAUUCGUGUCAGGGAGACCGAUCCUUGA